UUGGUGGAGCAAUAUCCUGCAUUGGUCGAACCAGCAAAACUAAUCCUGAAGAAGUGCAAUGGACUUCCCCUUGCCAUAGUCACCAUAGGUGGUUUCUUGGCUGAUCAACCAACAAAAACUGCUGCAGAGUGGAGGAAACUGAAUGAGCAUAUCAAUGUUGAGCUGGAGAUGAAUCCAAAGUUUGAAGUCAUAAAAACAGUCCUCAUGAAAAGUUACGAUGGCCUACCCUAUUAUCUCAAGCCUUGUUUCUUGUACAUGUCCAUCUUCCCUGAAGACCGCAAUGUUAGUCGGAGGCGUUUGGCUUACCAAUGGGUUGCUGAAGGUUAUGCGCGAGACAAGUCCACAGCAGAUAGAUACUUCAUGGAACUCAGAGAGAGAAGCAUGAUAUUACCAACUCAGUAAUCAGUUUGCAGCAGACAAGGAUUCGACUCUUGCCAGCUACACGAUCUGAUUCGUGAUAUCAGCAUUGCAGAGUCUUUGGAGGAAAAUCUUGUUUUCAGGUUGGAGGAAGGCUGCAGCUUGAACACCCAUGGCGCAAUGCGUCACCUUGCCAUAAGCAGCAACUGGGAGGGUGAUGAGUGUGAGUUGGAGAGCACCGUGGAGCUGUCCCGUAUACGGUCAUUGACAGUGUUUGGCAAGUGGAAGCCAUUUUACAUCUCUGAAAAGAUGAGGUUUCUCCGGGUGCUGGACCUGGAAGGAACAGAAGGGUUAAGAAAUCAUCAGCUUGAGCACAUUGGGGAGCUCCUUCAUCUGAGAUACCUCUCUCUGCGUGGGUGUGGGUACAUCCGUUCCCUCCCAGAUUCGGUGGGUAAUCUGAGACAACUUGAGACACUAGAUAUCAAAGAGACGAGUAUAACUAUGUUACCCAGAACCAUCAUCAAGCUUAGGAAGCUAUGUUGUCUCCAUGCUGGUAGAGGUCCAGGGGGUAUUGAGGACAAUUGUUUCUCAAAGAGUAAAUACAUCUGUGAAAUACAACUUAGAUUAUGUGUAGCAUGCUGCUCACUGGAUCUUCCAAAAAUGGAGGGUUUUGGCAGGCGCGAGGGUUGCCAUAUUGCUUGCUGCUUCGUUUACCCUAAUAUCAUUAGGGGCAUAGAUGGUUCUGGCGUUAAGUUGCCAAGAGGGACUAGGAAACUGAAGGCCCUGUGUACACUGCGGUAUGUUCACCUUGCUUGGGGAAAUGCCAUUAUAAAAGAGAUAAAAGGUCUCACUGGCCUGGAGAAGCUAGGAGUGGUCGGUAUCAACAAGAAAAAUGGUCCAGGUUUCUGUUCGGCCAUUUCCAGCCUCAGCCAUCUUGAAUCAUUGUCAGUGCUGUCAGCGGAUAGCCUAAAUGGCUGUUUGGAUGGCAUGUCCACAUCUUUGGUAAACCUGCAGAGCCUCAAGCUAUCCGGCAGCCUAGAAAAAUUGCCGGGGUGGAUCAAGGGGCUCCAGAAUCUCGUGAAGCUCAAGUUAGAACUCAGCGAGCUAUCAGGGAACCUCGAAACCAUGCAAGUCCUUGGGAACCUACCAAACCUAUCCAUUCUGGGUUUGUGGGAAGAAGGGUUUGAGAUUGAUGUGUUCCAGUUCCAGACUGGCCUUUUCAAAAGGCUCACGGUGCUUGACCUUUUCUACUCAAAUAUGAAAAUUGAAUUAGUGGAGUUCCAGAAAGACUCAGUGCCCAAUCUUGAGAUGCUGACCCUUAGCCUUGGAAGUACCCAAAUUGCCUUCUCUGGGCUAGAACUUCUCGAAAGCAUAAAGGAAGUAUGGCUUAGUUUUCAUCAUCCCUGGGUUGGUACACCCAAAUCAUCAAAAAAUGGGGAAAAUGAAAAAAUGAGUAAACAAUUGUAUGAAGAGGUGAAAGAAGAAGAAAAGAGAAACAAACCCGGGCAAGAUAAAUUCAGGGAGGAGUUGCAGAUGCAGCUUGAUAGGAAUGAGAAUCAACCCGUCUUGAAGAUGCAAUGAGCUCAGAAACCCGGGGCAACUUCUCUCCUGAAUAUGCUGACUGAGUGGCUGCCAUGCCAUGCCAUGCCAUUCCAUUGGAAAAUCUAUCUUUUACCUACCCUCUUUGUUUUAUCAUUUGCAUUCCUUGUUAGUAUGUUGUAAUAAUGGGCUGAAAUAAAGCCCACCCGUCAAGUACAUUGUUGUUCUGCAGCUGUUAGAGGUGGUAUUUCUCUUUUCUGCUUUGGUAUCUCUUUGAGUUGCUGAAGAAUGGAUGGCCACUGCAAUAUAUAUGAUGCUCUGUAUCUGUAUCCUCUGGCGGUGUGUGUGCACCAUGGCUGGGCAGCUUAAUAAGGGUGUGGUGAUAUAUUACACAAUUGUAAACUGUUUGGAUUAGAUGCAGAAAAUUCGUCAGUACUCUA
Triticum aestivum (bread wheat) is the source of this 2336-nucleotide messenger RNA. RefSeq names its product disease resistance protein Pik-2. Bases 538 to 1938 code for a protein of 466 amino acids. Lineage: Eukaryota; Viridiplantae; Streptophyta; Magnoliopsida; Poales; Poaceae. The transcript has a single exon. The record is from RefSeq and is a predicted model, not a curated record.